Molecule: messenger RNA, 1759 nt
Organism: Talpa occidentalis (Iberian mole)
Lineage: Eukaryota; Metazoa; Chordata; Mammalia; Eulipotyphla; Talpidae
Gene: JCHAIN
Product: joining chain of multimeric IgA and IgM
Exons: 5
Coding region: 178-648 (156 amino acids)
Biological process (GO): humoral immune response
Cellular component (GO): pentameric IgM immunoglobulin complex
Molecular function (GO): immunoglobulin receptor binding
Source: RefSeq, a predicted model, not a curated record
AAAUACUGCAAUGAUUCAAUUUUCUGUUGCGGCACCACAAAUGAAAAUCAUUUCAUGGAUUUGCAAUUCUGACAGGUGUCACAAGAUGAGCAAAGGACAAGGCCUGCCUUAAUAUCAUCAUAUUAGGAUGAGGGAAAGAUACAUCUACUCCAGUUUUUCAAAAGAAGUGAAGUCAAGAUGAAGAACCAUUUGCUUUUCUGCUGUGUCCUGGCCAUUUUUGUUAAAGCUGUUCUUGUGACAGCCCAAGAUGAAGAUGAAAGUACUGUUCUUGCUGACGACAAAUGUCAGUGUGUCCAGGUUACUUCCAGGAUCAUCACUGCAGAAAGUGCUUCUGAAGAUAUUGUGGAGAGAAACAUCAAAAUUUUUGUUCCUCUGAACAGCAGGGAGAAUAUCUCUGAUCCUACCUCACCAGUGAGAACCCAAUUUGUGUACCAUUUGUCGGACUUCUGUAAAAAAUGUGAUCCUACUGAAGUUGAGCUGGAUAAUCAGAUAUUUACUGCCUCUCAAAGCACUAUCUGUGAAGAACCCGAGACCUGUUAUACUUAUGACAGAAACAAGUGCUACACACAUAAGGUCCCAUUUACCUAUGGUGGUAAGACCGUAAUGGUGAAUGCAGCCUUGACCCCGGAAUCCUGCUAUUCUGACUAAUUUAAGUCAUUGCUAACUGCACAACUGCUUAUCUUUAAAGGUUCUCCAUUUAUAUCUAAAAAGUUAAUGUAUUUACUACUAAUCAAUUUGAAAACAUGAAUUUUUUGAUAAUGUAAAACACACUCCCAAUAAUUACUUCUCAACUGUGUAUUUACUUCCUAAGUAUUGAAAAAUGUCACUUACUCUUGCCUGAAUUGGUGUAUAUCCUUAAGAAUACAUUUUUUGGCAUUUAAAAAAGGAUAAGAGGGGGGAAUUAAAAUUCAAAGAGUAAAAAUUAGGAGGCAUAGUUGAGGAGAAAAUUUAGUUUUUCCCCAUCUUUGCCUUAAUUUCUCUGUGAACCCACAAAAGAAAGUUCUUUGUUUUUCUUUUUCUUUUUUGGCUUUGCCUUGGAGAGCUAGAGCUUUUGCACAUUUAAUUCUAUUUUUAAAAAGUAGUACUGUGUUGAGAAAAUUUAUAUGCAAACAAAGGCCAAUUCUAUGUCUUCAUUAGAAGAAUAAUAAUUAGAAAACAUGUUCUGAAAAUAUAAAAAUAAUUUAUAAGGGAUCACUAAUAUUUGUGAACUCAGUCAAUUAAAAAUUACAUAAUUAAAGGCAUAAUGAAACAUGUAUUAAAAAAAUGUAUUUUGACAUAAUACAGAUUUAAUAGCUGGUGAUAUAGAUUUUUCUUUUUUGGUAAAAUUUUUUUUUAAUAAUCAGGAUAGUGAAAAAAAAUACCCACUGGAAAUCAUCUAUGUUGUAACUGAAUUGAACAAGUAUGUAUCCCAAAAUAUGUAUUCUCUAGCACAGUUUGAAUAAUUAAAUAGAUUCAUAAGCAUAUGCCUGUGUGAAAUAAUUUAUUGGGUAAAAGUUCGCUUGUGUUAACUUUGUUGUAUGUUAAAAUUUAAACUUAAAAUGAAAUAAAUUAAACUUAAAAUGAAAUAAAAAGGCAAGGUCCUGCCUGACAAAUAUAGUGUUUAUCAUGACACAUAAAAUUUCCUUAUGGCAGAAUACUGUAAGUGCCAACUGGCCUGCAUAUCUAAAGACACUGUGGGAAGUAAAUGCUGAAUCUGGGUUUAAAAUAAUGGGAGGCUGGUUAGUAAAAGUCAAUUUCUUUAAGAGGCAUUAUUCUGUUU